AUGCGCGCCAUGUCUAGCAGCGACGACCACGGCGCCGACGACAACGCAUCGCUGCGAGCCGCGCUGGCUUCCAUCCAGCACGCAUCCCAGCAACUCUCCUCCUCCGAUGCCCAGCUCCGCCACGCCGGUGAGCAGGCACUCCUCGCCUUGAGGGACGCCGCUGCGAACGAGCACGAGCACGAGCACGAGCACGAGCACACACUCCGAUUGGCCUGCUACGCUCUGCAGCAUCAUCCCCUCGAUGGCGACCCGUACGUGCUGUUCGAAUGCCUCAACCUCCUUCUCCUCGCCCUGCCCAGUCUGCACAUUGGCGUCGACGUCGACGAUGAGCGCACAGCAAAGGGUCUCGAUCGCACCCUCGACUUGCUCCUCCACUCUGCCAUCCAUCGAUCCCAGACGGCGGCCACAGCAUCGCCCUCCUCACCGCUUUCCACCUCGGCAUGGCCAGCAUAUGUGCGGGGUAGGUGUUACCAAAGCAUUGCUGCUGUCCUCAAGAAGAGCCUGGCGCUGCACAUCAACGCUGCCUUGCGAGCAGCUCCCAGAGAUGCGUCUCGUGCCCAUCAGAGCGCUGCGCAUGUCCUAUCCGGUCCAAGCAAUGUCCUCUACGCCUUGCUCGCCGUGCAGCCCACCGACGCGCAAGAGGCGCUUGCCGUCCAGGCGCGAUCUGCCACCGCGCUAGGCAUCGCUGCAGCGCUGGUGGACGAGCUGGGUCUGACAGCGCGACUCGAAGUGGUAGAGGCUUCGAGAUGCACCGCAGAGCAGGCUGCACCCUCUCGACGAGGUAGACGAAGCAAGAAGCGCCCAGAGGAUGAUGCUAGGCACUCGGCAGAAGCGGGCACUGCGGUGGGUCUGACGGCAGAGCAGCACCUGUGGUGCAAGAGCGCUUUCCAGGUGCGUCACCCACCCUCCAGCGGGCAUCGACAAUCUUUUGCGGCUCACGCCUCUCUCCCACUUGGCAGAUGCACGUCCUGCCCCAGCUGGCUAAUCUUGCUUUGCAAUCAUUGUACGCGACGCUGCCUUCUCAGCCGCUGCAUUCUAGCACAUUGGGGGACCCUGCUGCAAUCCUCGUCGCCCGAAUCGUGGAAUGGAGAUUCUUGCUGCGGGAUAGCAUAAGCCUGUCGAUCUCGAGAGGCAGCCUGGCCGAUGAUGUCACGCACGACGACGGCGCAUUCGAAGAAAGUGCGACUCGAGCAGUACCUGCCUCCUUUCGCAACGUCCUCUUGACACCGGACAUCGUGCACCUCCUAGCAGCAGCGUAUCGUCAUGCUCUGGCCAAGCAAGACUCUAGCGAGCAGUCCAUUCACCGCCUACGCCGCUGCAUCAUCGAUGCGAUCAGUCUUGCGCCCGCCGAAAGCGCAGAUCAAGACGAGACUCGCGUCGCGCGGCACGUCGCGCUGCUAACGAAUCUGCAGGCUCUAGCUCGCGAAGAGUGCUCCUCGAACGCAGCAAGCAGCACCGCCAGCAGAGCAACUGCGACGCUUUUCAUGACAACCGCUUUCGAGUCCUUUUUUGCGACAUUGUCCGUCCAGUCGCUCGGCGAGGCUUGUGGAAUCACCUCGGCAGACGCGGGAAGCUUGCCUGCGCUAUUGGACACCCUCGCCACGCUCACGUCGACGGUCCUCCACCGCGCUUUCAGCGAACUCGUCGAUGAGGAGGAAGAGAUCGUGUACGACCAGGCGAUCGAUGCUCUGCUACGAAUGUGGAACACGUCCCUCUCACUGAGCGCAGACGCGGAUCAUACCCUGCGCACUGCGUUUCGCGGCAUCAUCAUCCACAAUGUGGUGCCCGCAUAUAUUGACGGGCGGAUGCUUUCUGCUCGCGCUGCGAUCCUGAGCCAGCGCGAGGACGAGCGGUCAGAACACGGUGAAGAGCGCGCAUCUGACGCAGAGAUGUACGAAGCGCAACUUAUGAGCCUUGCUGCUCUCGCUCGGCUCGACGUUGGGAGAGCGUGCCAACACCUGCUCCAGCACGCUCAGCCUGUUUGUCAACAGCUCGGCGGAAUAGCGUCUGGCGAAUUCGAGCCAACAGACGCAGCCAGCUGGGCCCAGAUGGACGCUGCGUGGGAAGCCUGCCACUGGCUCGCCUUGAUCGCUGGUCACGUUCUGGCGGACGAUCAUCAAGGCGAGACGGCGAGCCUGCCCGAGGCCAUUUCUGAAACCGAACUCGGGGUGAGUCGCGUGAUCUCGAUGCUUGCAAUGACGCGCACUCACCAUUCCGGCUCCAAUCCUAGAAUGAGGACAUCUUCACUCUUCUCGUACAAUUGGGAGUCAGCUUACCACAUGAUCUACUAUCAGCAGCGCCCGAACGACAAUGCUCGGCGCAGCUUAUCCAGACGUUGUUGUGGUUCAAUGCCCGCUGGACGAGCGCAUACUUGCUCACCGAGGCACCUGGGAUGCUACAUCAUUUCAGCGGCCAGCACGGCGCCUCCACCCUCGCCAUCAUGCUGCGCGACAUGACAAAGGCCUUGGAUCGCUUCCGCUCCGAUGCAAGCGUCGUUUUGCAAGUGGCCAGCUUUCUGGCGGCCCUUGCCCGAUCAGCAAGACUUGGAGAGGCUGCUUUGCAGACUACCGAAUUCCACGAGCUCAUUCUCGGCGUGCCCAGUCUCUUGGACAGUCUCCCUGAAGACACACAAGGCGAGCUGAUCCACGGCAUGACGACUUGCAUAUUUGCGGCUGCUAGGUCCAAUCCAACGAAAGCGGAAGAGCUCUUCGAACAUUUCACAUUUGCCGUGAAUUCGCGCUUCCAAUCGACCCUGACGAGCAGCACUUUCGCAUCGACGGCGCAGCGAGCCGACGUCGUCAUCACCGUGCAGACACUGCUAGACGUGCUCACAGGCUUUAGCUCCAGCAUCACGCCAACAAGCUCCACUCCGAUCUUCAACUAUGUUGCGCCUUACUUUGAACCUCUUGUGGGCCUCGUUGAGAUUUACAAGGAUCGACCAGAGGUUUGCACGGCCGUCAUUGCCUUCUUUGCCACGCUCGCUGAUCUCAUCGACUUUGAUCCGGUCUUUGGCGAUCCCCAAAUAUCGUCGACCUUGACAAACAUCAUCUUCACCUUGGUGCAGGCGAUUUCGACUUUUCCGCGUGCUGUGCUUCCCAGCUUCGUGCAUGGCGAAGAUGACGCGUUAGAGGGCUUGGCUUUAGCGCUGGAAAUGCUGACUUGUCUGGUCGAAAAUGGCGAGGCGAACUCGCAACUCGCCUCGCAUCUCGACCCCGCUUCUCCCAUCGAUGUUGCCCUUUUCGGUUUUGGGACGCUUGCGCAUGCCGUCUUGUCCCAUGCCGGCGCCCUCGAGAUGCCGACUAUCCGACAUCACCUGCUCGACCUGUCCAAUUCGCUUCUCCAACGAGCCAGCGGGCGAAUAGCCAGCCUGACGAUGCUCGCUUCGCACGUCGACACUGCAAAUAUGAGCAGCACUGCAUCUUUUGCAGCUCGACUUGCUGCGUGCGUAGGCAAGACGAUGGAGCUUGCACUCGUGGAUGACGAUGCAGACGUUGCGCUGUCCACCCUUGAAGGGGCCUCCAUCCUUGCGCGCGCCAUCGUCGACGUGUCUGCGCCGGCUCGAGGUGCGUGUAGUGUGAGGGAGCUGCUAAAUAAUUCCACUGCUAACGCUUGCUGCACUUUGUGACCUUUUCAGACGCGACCCAAUUGCAGCUACUGGUAGAGCUUCUCGCGCACCUCCUCCAAAUGCUUUCCACCUCGCUCCUCAUCGAGAGCAUGGAUCGUGCCACCUUUGAAGCGAAUUUGCUGGCCUUCCAAAGUGUUGUCCGAGCUUGUGCCACUGAGCAUCUCGGAGGGCAGAUUACGCUAGUUGCGUGCGUGCAACGCGUCCAACACGAAGCCCCUUUGUACUCCCGACGAAGCACCGCGCGGCAUGUGGAUGAGCAUGCGCGUCGCACAACAUUCUCAGACGCCAUCGCCAAGCUCGUGCAACUAUCCCUCACAAGCACGCCGGCGCCGGCGCCGACAGUCAACCAGCCACCACUCUCCGCGUUUCAAGCCAGAGCAGCCGAGGCGAAACAGGCAAAAGCGAGAGAUGCAGCCUUUGUGAAAGCGGCAAGCGGUGCAGCCACACGAGCUCGCGCAGCACUGACAUUUCGAUAG
Molecule: messenger RNA, 4101 nt
Organism: Ceraceosorus bombacis
Lineage: Eukaryota; Fungi; Basidiomycota; Exobasidiomycetes; Ceraceosorales; Ceraceosoraceae
Source: the annotation of a GenBank genome assembly